AUGUCGGGCGACAGCAGCCGCCGCCGGUCGGAAGGCCGGGGCCGGGGCCGGGGCCGCGAUGCGCACAGCGACUCCACCCGCUCCAGCUCCCGCUCGCGAUCGCCGCUGGCGCCUGGCGCCCGGCGCGGGGAGGCACCGCCGCGCCCAAGCCUGGACGCAGAGGACCUGUCGGACUCGGAGGACGAGGGUGUGGACCCAGCCAGCCUGGAGGCGGAGACCGACCACGGCCUGUGCCGCCAGAUUCGCCACCAGUACCGGGCGCUCAUCACCUCAGUCCAACAAAAUCGGGAGGACAUACUGAGUGCUGGUGACAGGUUGACAGAGGUCCUUGAAGAGGCCAACACUCUGUUUAAUGGAGUGUCUCGAGCAAGAGAAGCAGUCCUAGAUGCCCAGUUUCUUGUUUUGGCUUCAGAUUUGGGGAAAGAGAAAGCAAAGCAGCUGCGUUCUGAUCUGAGCUCGUUUGAUAUGUUGAGAUACGUCGAGGCUCUACUUACACAUAUGGGUAUAAAUCCACUAGAAGCGGAAGAGCUCACCCAUGAUGAAGACAGUUCUGAUUUUGAAUCGAUAGUCUAUGAUUCCUGGAAAAUACCAGGCAAAACAGCCGAAAACAGCUUCAAUAAAGCCCAUACAUUCCACUUUCUGUUGGGUUCAAUACAAGGAGAGCUCCCUGCGCCAAAGCCACGAGUCGAUCGUCCAAGGAAAGAACGAAUGACGGAAGAGCAGAAGAGGGCAAUGCCUGCCCAGUUAAAGAGAAUGGAAGAAUCCCAUCAAGAAGCAACAGAAAAAGAAGUAGAAAGGAUCUUGGGAUUGUUGCAAACGUAUUUUCAACAAGAUCCGGACACACCAAUGUCCUUCUUUGAUUUUGUGGUUGACCCACAUUCCUUUCCCCGCACAGUAGAAAACAUCUUUCAUGUUUCCUUCAUUAUAAGGGAUGGCUUUGCGAGAAUAAGACUUGAUCAAGAUCGACUGCCGAUAAUAGAGCCUGUUACUAUUAGUGAAAAUGAGAGCAUUGACCACAACACCCAGAUUCGGAACCAGGGGAUUAUCUCGCUGAGUUAUCGGGACUGGGAGGAGAUCGUGAGGACCUUUGAGAUUUCCGAGCCCGUCAUUGCCUCCAGUCAGAGCCAGCGGGAUCAGAGUACUUGA
Chrysochloris asiatica (Cape golden mole) is the source of this 1146-nucleotide messenger RNA. RefSeq names its product non-SMC element 4 homolog A (S. cerevisiae) (gene NSMCE4A). The transcript has 10 exons. NCBI's taxonomy places the organism in Eukaryota, Metazoa, Chordata, Mammalia, Afrosoricida, Chrysochloridae. Gene Ontology annotation, biological process: DNA repair. The record is from RefSeq and is a predicted model, not a curated record. The coding region runs from base 1 to 1146 and encodes 381 amino acids. Gene Ontology annotation, cellular component: Smc5-Smc6 complex; nucleus.